This is a messenger RNA of Schistosoma turkestanicum, 2428 nucleotides long. Lineage: Eukaryota; Metazoa; Platyhelminthes; Trematoda; Strigeidida; Schistosomatidae. The record is from the annotation of a GenBank genome assembly.
UCCAGAUGAUGGUAUUAUGAACUUAGUUCCGUCCUUGGUGGUGCUGAUUAUUAAAUAAAAUGGAACAAGUUCGCCAUGGACAAGAAUCAUGGGCUCAGUUUGACGAUGAUGACGACAGUUCUACGGUUAAAAAACCCCUAUCAAUUCCUACUUGUGCUUUUUACUCCUAUUUCCCUAUAGAUACAUCAUCUUUCACUAAUCAAGAACAAACAAUAAAUUCACAUCUUCCUAAUUUUGGUUUGACUAAUCAGCAUUUAGUGUUUCCUUCUUCCUCUUCGAACCAAUCGAAUGAAUUACCUAUUGUAAAAAAUCAUACAGAUCUAACAUUAUCACCAGUUGCUGCAACUCAUCACCAGUCACCAAGAUCAAGGUCAAUCUAUCAUGAGAAUUUAAACAGUCAUUCGGAAAUUAAUUCAUCGCAUUGUACAGAGAUGCUAUUUCCCAGUCAUCAAUUGAAUAACUGGUCUAGUUUUAAUCAACCAACUGUUCAGUCGAGAGAACAGUUGAAUACUACUGAUAUUUCUCCGUUUGCUAACACCGCUACUACUACUCCUCCUGCUACUACUAAAACUACUACAAAUUUCUCUCCGAACUUAAGCAUGUCAAAUAAUUAUACUGUAACAAAUCAACAUAUUGGAGAUCCAUGGGCAAUUACAUCAGAUCAGAAAGCCUAUUAUUUAUCACAGUUUCUCAGAUUACAACCAGAUAUUGGUUCAAAACUCAGUGGGAUACAAUCGAAAACAUUCUUUGAGUUGUCAAAGUUGCCAUCUUCAGAAUUGUCAAAAAUUUGGGAAUUAUCUGAUUUUGAUCAUGAUGGACAAUUAACUUUAAGUGAAUUUUGUAUUGCAAUGCAUUUAGUUGUUUAUCGAUUAAAUGGUAUUCCAAUACCUAAUAAAUUGCCUAAAGUUUUAUUAGAAUUAAUUGAAACAAAUUGGUUAUCUACAAAAUCAUCAUUUAUAUUAUCAUCAACAACAAUAAAAACAACCACUACUACUACUACUACUGCUACAACUGCUACUACUAACACGACUACUACUACUACUAUUAAUGCGACUACGACGACUACUAACAGUAAUUGUACAUUGAAUCUUAUUAACCAAUCAAAUCAUUAUAACAAUUCACUAAGAUAUGCAUCCAUAGAUGUAUCGAAUUCAUGUCGACAUUUCGAUCAUAAUAAUAAUAAUAAUAAUCAUCCUCAUCAUGAUCUGUCAUUAUUUCCAUCGUCUACAUCAUCAUCAAUUACAGCUACAUCAAUUUAUCAAAUGAAAACAAUCACAACACCAUCAUCAAUUCAUAUUAAUACAUUUCCAAUUGAAACAAGUCAAACUACAAAUUCUACAGAAUUAAAACAUCAUCAUCAUCAUCAUCAUCAUGAACAGCAACAACAACAGCAAUUACAUCAGCAAUUGCAAAGACGUUGGUCUAUAUCAAGUCAAAGUGAUGUUAGCAGUUUGUUAGCAUCGGAAGAAGGAAUGAUUUUAUUCGAAUCGAAAUUAAGUACAAAUCCACAAUUAAAACAUCCUAUCCCAUUAAGAGCUGGAACAUUACCAUCAACUAUUAUUCCUGAGAUGGUGAAUUCAAUGAGAACUUCAUCUCAAGAUGAUUAUUCUACUGUAGAUUAUCAUAAAAAUGAAUUUUUACAUACAUAUCAAUUUCCAUAUGAUAAUAAUAAUAAUAAUAAUGCAUUUUGUACUACAACUCAUAAUCCAAUAAUUAAAUCCACUCCUUGGUUGCCACCACCAUUGACUACGAUUCAUUCAUCUCCUAUUUUAUUCAAUAAUAGUCAACAUUCCGAUUCGAUGGUGUCUCCAUCGUUAUUAUCAGUCCUAUCAAAAGCUCCACCUCCGCCACCACCACCUAGAGCUAAUUUAUUACUUGUCACUAGUAUUGAUGAUGAGGAUUGUGUGAAUAAUGAUCAUACUGGACAGAAAUGUGAUAUUUCAUCAAUGAACAUGAAAGAGGAACUUGUUCCAUCGGUUGCAACGAAAUUCAACAUGACGGAAAUGAAGUUAACCGAAUCUCAACAACCAUUGAACAACAACAACAACGACAAUGAUGAUUGUACAAAUAAUGUAAUAGAUCAAUUAAAAAUUCAAUGUAAUUCAAUUAGUGAAAUGAAUGAACAAUUAACUGUAACAUUGAUCAAAUUACAAAAAGAUAGAAUAGCGUUGAAAAUAUUUCUAGAACGUUUAAUGCCAUUGAAAACAAUUUAAGUUGACUUUUUAUAUUAUUAUUUGAAUAAUUAUUCAUUUGAAUAAAUAAUUAAACAAACAAACAAAAAGAAAUCAUGAUGAAAAUUAUCCAAAAAAAAAAGAAAAUUUAUAAUUAUGAUUAUAUUUACAAAUCAUUCAUUCACUCACUCACUCACUCGCACUCAUAUCUACACUGCUACCAAUGUGAUAACAUGCAUAUAUAUAUAUAUAUAUAU